AUUAUUUCAUUUAUUGGCUCCGUUUGCCGGAAAAUCGCACUCCUCCUCCGCGCUCGGCUCUCCGCCUCCACCAACAAAUUUUCCCUCCCCGUUUUGCCCCCGCCUCUGAGAUCUCCCUCUCCUCCAAGCAUCCCGUGAAUUAUCCGAAAUCCAGGGGCAUUUCCUCGGUAUUACCAUCGGUAGACCUGUGUGUAAGCCUCGUUCAAUCGGGAUUCGCAUGGGAUUAGUAUGGUAAUUGAAUUUUCAAUCUAGAAGGAUUUCGGAAUUGUUGAUUUCAAAUUGCGAAUCGUUGCCUGCGAUGAGGUCGUCUUCGAUCUGGCCGGAUAAUUCCGCCGCUGCCGCGUCUUCGUCGUCGAGUUUCCAGCAGCUCGUACCUCCGCCUGUGGCUACGGGCACUCCCGAGAAAUCUCGUCCGAGGCAAAGUAAUGUAUUCCAAUUGUUAGCUCGGAGAGAGGUAUCUCCUCAAACCAAGCAUUCAGCCAGAAGAUUUUGGGGCCAGGAUUCCAGUACCUGUGCUGACUCUUGCAGAACUAGAUUUGAAUCUGCCAUAGACGCAAGACAAGAACUUCGUUCAUGGGUAGAGUCAGGGUCAUUGCUGCAUAUAUCAGCCAAGUAUUGUCCCCUGCAGCCUCCACCUAGGUCAACAAUUGCUGCAGCCUUCAGUCCUGAUGGAAAGACACUUGCAUCAACACAUGGAGAUCAUACGGUGAAAAUAAUCAAUUGUCAGACUGGAAAAUGCUUAAAAGUGUUGAGUGGUCAUCGGAGGACUCCUUGGGUGGUUAGGUUUCAUCCACUUUAUCCUGACAUUCUUGCUAGUGGAAGUCUGGACCAUGAAGUUCGAUUAUGGGAUGCCAAAACUGCCGAGUGCAUAGGAUCGCGUGAUUUUUAUCGUCCAAUAGCUUCGAUUGCGUUCCAUGCUAAAGGGGAAAUUUUGGCCGUUGCUUCUGGUCACAAGCUCUACAUGUGGCAUUACAACAAGGGAGGGGAGGCUUCCUCUCCAACAAUUAUAUUAAAGACUCGUCGUUCGCUCCGUGCUGUACAUUUCCACCCACACGCUGCACCAUUUCUUCUAACUGCUGAGGUCAAUGAUCUUGACUCGUCAGACCCUUCCAUGACCCCUGCAACUUCGCGUGGCUACUUGCACUACCCUCCUCCUACCAUAUAUUUGGCAGAUGCACAUUCAAAUUAUCGUUCAAAUUCAGGAAGUGAUGUUCCUGUCAUGUCUGUACCAUUUUUAAUAUGGCCCUCAGUCAGCAUAGGUGAUGGGACCUCACAACAAAGUGAUGUUGACAUGAGUUCUAAUGCUUCACAACAAAGGGUGGAUAGUUCUGCCUCUGUACGAUUGCUCACAUAUUCAACUCCAUCUGGACAAUAUGAGCUGGUAUUGUCUCCCAUAGAAUCUAGUAGUGCCACUGCACAAGAUGAGUGGCUAAAUAAUUCUUCAACAAGGGAAACUGGUAAUGCUGGUUCUGAGCAUGCAAUGGAUGCGAUGGACACAGAUAUGCCAGCUGAAGCAAGAAACAAUCAAUUUUUCCAAUUUGGUGACACAACAAAUUGGGAGCUGCCAUUCUUGCAGGGGUGGCUGAUUGGUCAAAGCCAAGCUGGCCAACGUGCUGUUCACUCACAAAAUGGAGGCAGUAAUGAAGGUUUGCCUUCCCAUAGUAUAGGGGACCUAUCAACAGUGGUUCCUCCAGUAAUUCCUAAUACCGCUGGAAAUUUAAGGGUUCCUGGAAGAUCUGGCUCGCGGCACCAUUCUUCACGCACCCAUGCAAUACCAACAGCCAGAUCAGGAGAUGCCGCUGCUUUUAACAAUAGCCGCCCCGAGCAGAGCAAUUCACAACCUUUCAUGAACCAAAUCCAGUCUGAGGUAGCCACAUCACUGGCUGCAGCAGCAGCUGCUGAGUUGCCUUGUACCGUAAAGCUAAGAAUAUGGUCUCAUAAUGUGAAAUAUCCAUGUGCACCUCUUGAUUCAGACCGCUGUCGAUUAACAAUUCCUCAUGCUGUACUUUGUAGUGAAAUGGGUGCUCAUUUUUCACCUUGUGGAAGGUUUUUGGCAGUCUGUGUAGCAUGUGUUUUACCAACAACAGAUGCUGAUCCAGGGUUUCAUAGCCAAAUUCAUGAUGUUACCGGUACCUCAACAUCGCCUACUAGACAUCCAAUUUCAGCUCAGCGGGUUAUGUAUGAGCUAAGGAUAUAUUCCUUAGAAGAGUCCACAUUUGGGUUUGUUCUGGCCUCUCGGGCUAUCAGAGCUGCUCACUGUUUGACAUCAAUACAGUUUUCUCCAACCUCUGAGCAUCUUUUACUUGCUUAUGGCCGGCGCCAUAGUUCACUUCUUAAAAGUGUUGUCAUUGAUGGAGAUACAACAGUACCCAUUUACACUAUUCUGGAGAUCUACAGAGUUUCUGAUAUGGAACUUGUGCGAGUUCUUCCAAGUGCAGAAGAUGAGGUCAAUGUAGCUUGUUUUCACCCUUUAGUUGGAGGUGGGCUGGUAUACGGAACCAAGGAAGGAAAGCUGAGGAUCCUUCAAUGUGAUGGUUCGGACAGCUUCAGUUCCAAGGAAUCCCGCGUUCCUGAUGAUAAUAACAUGGUAGAGGUUCCAACUUUUGCAUUGGAAGGUUGACUGUUAAUUCUCAAGGCAGUUACAUUAUGCACCACCUCAGAAGUCGAUCACAUGGUGAUGCCAUCUUGCAAGAAUGGAAGGGCUCAUAUGAAGCACAUGAUUAUCACGAGGAAAAACACCUCGAAUCUCGAUUUGUUCCAGCAGGCUUAACGGCAUCUCCUGUUAGUGGCAGGUUGGUUUCGAAUCUAACAACCGCGUGGAGUUAAAUUAUGUGCAAUUGAUAAUUUCGUAAAGAGGGAGGUAUGGUAGACAGUAGAAAGAGAAAGGUUGUGGCCGACUCUACACUCUUGUGUACAGAGACAACUACCUAAAGUUUGUUUGUGGUACCAAAUUUAGCUUCUUAGAGUGUGAUUUUGUUGGGCAAUUCUGCAGAAUUUCUUGAUUGAUUAUUCAGAGGGGACUAAUUUUAUUCCCUUGUUGUAUAUUAACAUUGUGGUUUCUCAUGAAUGUAAAACUUGUUUUACAACUA
Salvia hispanica is the source of this 3089-nucleotide messenger RNA. RefSeq lists its product as uncharacterized. The record is from RefSeq and is a predicted model, not a curated record. Gene Ontology annotation, cellular component: Cul4-RING E3 ubiquitin ligase complex; intracellular membrane-bounded organelle. Lineage: Eukaryota; Viridiplantae; Streptophyta; Magnoliopsida; Lamiales; Lamiaceae. Gene Ontology annotation, biological process: autophagosome assembly; mitophagy. Gene Ontology annotation, molecular function: ubiquitin-like ligase-substrate adaptor activity; protein binding.